Molecule: messenger RNA, 1501 nt
Organism: Toxotes jaculatrix (banded archerfish)
Lineage: Eukaryota; Metazoa; Chordata; Actinopteri; Toxotidae
Gene: ints12
Product: integrator complex subunit 12
Exons: 7
Coding region: 134-1501 (455 amino acids)
Biological process (GO): snRNA 3'-end processing
Cellular component (GO): integrator complex
Source: RefSeq, a predicted model, not a curated record
UGUAAAACGGAGGUCCGUCCCGGCUGUGUGCUUCUUUGGAAGGAAGUGUCGCUCAACGGUCAUUUGUUCACCAAAACGAAAAUACCGGCGUACGGGAGAGGCUUUUACCAGAAGCAGAGUGUGAGUUCAAGCCAUGGCUGGACCUGUUAGUCUGGAGUUGGAUCCCAUCUUCCUAAAGGGACUGAGUUACCUGCAUUCCAAGAGUAAAGACUCAGCUGAGAAACUCAAAGCUUUACUAGAUGAGUCCCUUGCAAGAGGUAGUGACUCAUCUUACCGUUCAUCACAAAAAGAUAUAGAGGUGUCCAAGGGGUCUGUGUCAAAACUGAGCUUAAGUAAACAGGACUCCAAGUCCUCUUCAAGCUCCUCAUCUUCCAGCAGCAGCAGCAGUGGCAGUAGCAAAUCCAGCUCGGAAAAAAGCAAGAAAGAGGGAGAGAAGAGGCCCUCAGAGAAGGUUAGGGUUGACAUGGGUGAGGUGGACCCUCCGAAGAAGCCUCGUUUGGAGAAACAGGAGAAUCGUUCUUCUCCGAUUACCGUUCAGACGAGCAAAGAUCUCCUGCCAAACAUAAACGACUACGAUGAGACCAACGCUGAUGACUUUGCCAUGGAAAUGGGCUUGGCUUGUGUGGUUUGCAGACAAAUGACAGUCACAAUGGGAAACCAGUUGGUGGAGUGCCAAGAGUGCCAUAAUCUGUACCACCAGGACUGUCACAAGCCCCAGGUGACAGACAAAGAAGUCAAUGAUCCACGGCUUGUGUGGUAUUGUGCCCGCUGCACCAGGCAAAUGAAACGCAUGGCCCAGAAACCUCCACAGAAGCCAUCCCCUGCAUCUGCGUCAUCAGCGCCUGUUGUAAAAGACACACUGGUGAAAAAGACAGAGCUGAAAUCCAAACCUGACACAGCCAGCACCUUCCAAGCCUUCAAAAGAACAGAAGUGAAGGCAUCCACAACAUCAGCCAAUCCCACCAGUAGCAACUCCUCCUCCUCCGGCAGUGGUCUUACAGGCUGGGCUGCUUUUGGCGCCAAGACAAAUCCCUCUGUUCCUCCCAGCUCCAAACUGGGUUCCUCAGGCCCAAGUGGGAGCAACAAGACCCUGACAACGCCUUCUGGCCAGAAACCUGUAGGGCUGUCCGGGCUAGCUGGAGCCAAGUCAGGACUUGGGAGUGCAAAGGUAUCUGCAGGGGGCAAUGGGAACGGCUCCAGUCAAGUGCCUCUGAAACCUCCUCCACCCCUGACUCUGGGUAAGCAGCCACUGAACCGUUCUUCAAGUGGCGAAAACCAAGGGAAAGGCUCUGCUUCAUCAGGGGCGGGCUCCCCGAGCAGCUCUCAGGCAAGUUCAGGAGGGAACGGAGGCAAUAAUGGAGGAGGUAACGGGAACAAUGGGAAUGGGUCAAAGGCUGCACCAGGCGACAAAGCACCGACAUCUCAAGAGUCUCAGCUUAACGCCAUGAAACGGUUACAACUGGUGAAGAAGAAAGCGGCGCAGAAGAAACUGAAGAAAUGA